This is a messenger RNA of Elaeis guineensis (African oil palm), 856 nucleotides long. The record is from RefSeq and is a predicted model, not a curated record. NCBI's taxonomy places the organism in Eukaryota, Viridiplantae, Streptophyta, Magnoliopsida, Arecales, Arecaceae.
GAAUAUUGCUUUAUUUCCCAAGUUAAUAGUUCUAGUACGGUUAUGUGUGUGUGUGUAUAUAUAUAUAUAUGUAUAUAUGGGGUGCAUGUAUGAAGUGAUAUUGCUAUCACAGGGAUAUCGAUAUGGCCUACUUCCCCUCCCAGAGUACUGAUUGGGCUAUGGCCAUGAGCUUGGCUUUUGGUCACCACUCUUGCCUGCCCAUGGCAUUGAAUCCCUUGAACUAUACAUUGUUUGAUGAGGACUCCGUAGCUUGCCAACUAGAAAGACCAGUUCCUCUGAUGGCAAGUGACAGUGGUAGCAGAAUAUAUGGGAGUGGGAUGCAGACACCAAAGGAGGGAGUGUGCCGGGUUGCAUUCAGAACAAAGUCGGAGAUUGACAUCCUCGAUGACGGUUUCAAGUGGAGGAAGUACGGGAAGAAAUCGGUGAAGGACAGUCCGAACCCAAGCAGGAACUAUUAUCGCUGCGCAACGGAGGGGUGCGGGGUGAAGAAGAGAGUGGAGAGAGAUGGAGAAGACCCCAGCUAUGUGAUAACCACGUACGAAGGGGUGCACAACCACACCAGCCCAGCCGUUAUUUAUUUCAAGCCUGAUGGGCAUGACUCCGCUGGGUCUCUACUUUCGUAGAAACUCGAGUGUUUAUCAAUUAGUUAUGUGCUCCUUAAAAGAUUCUUAUCUAAUUUUCAGUUUUCAUCAAACCUAUGUUCUGAGAAGAGGAAGGCGGGACACCAUAUUGGGUCAAGCAAUGGCUCUUUGUAAUCCAUUAAUUAGUUUUCUAUUUCAUUGCUUCCCCCUACUUCAACUUUGUAUUUUUUUGUUUUUCAUCUUUCUUAAUAAAUCCGGGAAAGGUUCCUUCCUCA